AUGCUAACUAUCUCAUUCACCAACGGACUUUACAAAUUUACCGAUGGUGAAUUCAUUUCUCCAUCCGUACCGAUGGACAAUCUCUAUUUACCAAUGGUGAAUAGGCUUACCAUUGGUACCGACGGUACCGACGGACAGUGUUUUGGAGGGCUACCUUAUGCCAUUGCAAUAAUGCUAACUACCUCAUUCACCAACGGACUUUACAAAUUUACUGAUGGUGAAUUCAUUUCUCCAUCCGUACCGAUGGACAAUCUCUAUUUACCGAUGGUGAAUUGGCUUACCAUUGGUACCGACGGUACCGACGGACAGUGUUUUGGAGGGCUACCUUAUGCCAUUGCAAUAAUGCUAACUACCUCAUUCACCAACGGACUUUACAAAUUUACUGAUGGUGAAUUCAUUUCUCCAUCCGUACCGAUGGACAAUCUCUAUUUACCGAUGGUGAAUUGGCUUACCAUUGGUACCGACGGUACCGACGGACAGUGUUUUGGAGGGCUACCUUAUGCCAUUGCAAUAAUGCUAACUACCUCAUUCACCAACGGACUUUACAAAUUUACUGAUGGUGAAUUCAUUUCUCCAUCCGUACCGAUGGACAAUCUCUAUUUACCGAUGGUGAAUUGGCUUACCAUUGGUACCGACGGUACCGACGGACAGUGUUUUGGAGGGCUACCUUAUGCCAUUGCAAUAAUGCUAACUACCUCAUUCACCAACGGACUUUACAAAUUUACUGAUGGUGAAUUCAUUUCUCCAUCCGUACCGAUGGACAAUCUCUAUUUACCGAUGGUGAAUUGGCUUACCAUUGGUACCGACGGUACCGACGGACAGUGUUUUGGAGGGCUACCUUAUGCCAUUGCAAUAAUGCUAACUACCUCAUUCACCAACGGACUUUACAAAUUUACUGAUGGUGAAUUCAUUUCUCCAUCCGUACCGAUGGACAAUCUCUAUUUACCGAUGGUGAAUUGGCUUACCAUUGGUACCGACGGUACCGACGGACAGUGUUUUGGAGGGCUACCUUAUGCCAUCGCAAUAAUGCUAACUACCUCAUUCACCAACGGACUUUACAAGUUUACCGAUGGUGAAUUCAUUUCUCCAUCGGUACCGAUAGAGAAUCUCUAUUUACCGAUGGUGAAUUGGCUUACCAUCGGUACCGACGGUACCGACGGACAGUGUUUUGGAGGGCUACCUCAUGCCAUAGCAAUAUUGCUAACAACUUCAUUCACCACUGGACUUUACAAAUUUACCGAUGGUGAAUUCAUUUCUCUAUCGGUACCGAUCGACAAUCUCUAUUUACCGAUGGGAUAUUGGCUUACCGUCGGUACCGGUGAACAUUCAUUAUUUACCGAUGGUAUCAGUGGUCGACCGGGGGCAUGAUUUUGGCCGGGGCGGACCGGGGCCGGGGGUGCAUGAUUUUGGCCGGGGCCGGGGACUGGUCGAACAUUGAAUAAUGUGAUGUUGAGCGAUGUUAUUUAAGCGGGAUUUGGAAAGGCCAGUGGAAUUUACUGGACAGCGGUUUAUUGUUAUUGUCAGCCAUAUUGGAAACAUUUUACGAGAAUAAAUGGUACGUAUCUUUUCUGUUUGUUGCUUUCGAUAUAAUUUUGUCGAUUUUUUUAGACUGUUUUAACUUUUACUUGAUUUGUCAUGCGACUCAUACCACUCAGGCGCUAAUACGUGCUUUUAUUAACUUACUCACCUGUCUAUUAUGAAUGUAUUCUUGGAUGUAAAUUUGAAAAGUAGAAUUAAGCAAUGCUCUUUAAUACGUUGAAGUUUACAUUUCAGUCCAAGUGGACUUAGUGACUUGCGCUGUAAACUAAUAAAUAAUUCGGAAAAGUUCAGGUAGACUAAUAAAUAAUUCGGAAAACCAGGUAAAUAUUUCUUCACACACCCCAUUGUUAUUAUUUAUUAGUCUAUUAGUAACAGUAAUAGACUAAUAGUACCUACAGUCAAUUUCAAUGUCAAUUUCAAUGUCAAUUUCAAAUUUUUCUUAAUUCUCACGAAGUUUUCACAGUAUCACACACUGGGGUCGGUGAUUUUCCAAAUGCAGAUAAUUAAAUUUACGUAAUACAUUACAUAGUUUUAUUAGUUUAUACAUAACAUAAUAGCUAUUUUCCUAUUUACCACUCCCAGCGAUUUAGCGGAGGUUGCGGAACCAAGACAUGAGGUAGAGAGUGGCGAAGACGAACCUUCAACCAGCAAAGAUAGUUGGGCUGCGGUUCUUGUUGACAAUGACUCGGGUCAGGAUUCACAAGAUGAAGAGAUGGAGGCACCCUACAGGGUGGAACUACAACGAUACCUCAAAGAAAAAAGAAUAGCUGACUUGACAAAGGAUCCACUGAUAUACUGGAGAGUAAAACACAACGAAUUCCCACAUCUAGGAACUUUGGCGCGCCGCUACCUGUACCCUCCUCCAGGAAGUGCUGCAUCAGAGAGGCUAUUCAGUACGGGAAAGAACGUUCUUGGGACGAAGAGGCUUUCGCUAAAACCUGAUAACAUGGAAGCGAAUCUAUUCUUGAAGUACAAUAUUCGACCACUAAGAUACAAAACGGACCUACCCAGGGUAACGGAUGACUUCGUUGCCCCCAACGAGGGGAACCUGCCAGAGGCAGUGGUGGGAGAGGUUCAUGAUGACGAGACGAGUGACGUCGAAAUAAUCAUGAGCGACGAUGAAGACUGA
This is a messenger RNA of Paramuricea clavata, 2668 nucleotides long. The record is from the annotation of a GenBank genome assembly. NCBI's taxonomy places the organism in Eukaryota, Metazoa, Cnidaria, Anthozoa, Malacalcyonacea, Plexauridae.